Molecule: messenger RNA, 847 nt
Organism: Rubroshorea leprosula
Lineage: Eukaryota; Viridiplantae; Streptophyta; Magnoliopsida; Malvales; Dipterocarpaceae
Source: the annotation of a GenBank genome assembly
AUGAGUGAAGGUGCUGGGAUACGGUUGGGCUGGGUUGCUGAGGAAGUACGUGGUUGAGCCGGCUCACAUGUGGUGGCCCGGCACCUUGGUUCAGGUCUCACUUUUCCGGGCUUUGCAUGAGAAGGAAGAAAGAGAGAAGAAACAGAUGACCAGAGCAAAGUUCUUUCUUAUUGUCUUAGUUUGCAGUUUUUCAUGGUACUUGCUCCCAGGGUACCUCUUCACAACGCUAACAAGCAUCUCAUGGGUUUGCUGGGUUUUCUCCAAGUCUGUCACAGCCCAACAACUUGGUUCAGGCUUGCGAGGACUUGGACUUGGUGCUUUGACACUAGACUGGAGUGCAGUGUCAUCCUUCUUGUUUAGUCCGCUCAUUAGCCCUUUCUUUGCCAUUGUCAAUGUUUUUGUGGGCUAUGUGCUGAUAGUGUACAUUGUAACUCCUAUAGCUUACUGGGGUGUUCACUUGUUCAGUGCAAGAAGGUUUCCCAUAUUUUCCUCACACUUGUUUACAGCUCAAGGUCAACUGUAUGACAUAUUAGCCAUCGUUAAUAACAAUUUCGAGCUAGAUAAAGUGAAGUAUGAGGAGGAAGGACGAAUUCAUUUGAGCGUGUUUUUUGCUCUCACCUACGGGUUUGGUUUUGCCACCAUUGCCUCUACGAUUACGCACGUUGGUCUCUUUUAUGGAAGUAAGCAUAUUUAACGUUGGAAAUCCAAAAUUCAUUUAUAUUUGCUACUUUUAUGAGACAUAUUUCAUAUUCAGCAUUAUUGUAACUUCCUUUUAGAAUUAUAGCAAGAAUGUUCUUCAAUUCUAUUUUUAAGAGAAAUCUUUAAAGAUUAAAUGUUAUCCUAUUAU